This is a messenger RNA of Paraphaeosphaeria sporulosa, 1785 nucleotides long. RefSeq names its product MFS general substrate transporter. Gene Ontology annotation, cellular component: membrane. NCBI's taxonomy places the organism in Eukaryota, Fungi, Ascomycota, Dothideomycetes, Pleosporales, Didymosphaeriaceae. The transcript is spliced from 4 exons. Gene Ontology annotation, biological process: transmembrane transport. Gene Ontology annotation, molecular function: transmembrane transporter activity. The coding region runs from base 1 to 1785 and encodes 594 amino acids. The record is from RefSeq and is a predicted model, not a curated record.
AUGGAGACCGACAAGAGCACUACGCAACAUGUUGACACUAUCGAGUCUGUGAACAACUCGGAUCACAAUGUUCCGUUGAAGCACGUCAACAGCGCGAACGAAGAAAUCGUUCAACAUCUUCAGACAACUGGAGAGGAGAUCGGAAUGACAUGGAGGACAUUCAUGGCCGCAGCUUCCAUGGCAAUGUGCUAUAACGCCUAUCUCUUCACGCUGCUGAUCCCUCCUGCAAUUCUUACCUUCAUCAACGCUGAUCUAGGGCCUGAUCCGCGUUAUACCUGGAUCACCAUUUCUUGGAACCUAGGAGGGGCCAUGUUCGUCACGAUAGGUGGUCGUCUCUCGGAUAUCUUUGGCCGCAGGUACUUCUUCCUUGCUGGAGCCUGCCUCUUGAUCAUCGGCAGUAUUGUAUCUGCGACGGGCCAGAGUAUCAAUCAGAUGAUAGCUGGCGGAGCCAUCUUUGGAGCGGGUUCCGGGUUUCUCGAGAUGAGCUUCGGUGCCGUUCAGGAAAUCGUCCCGAGCAAAUACCGUCAUGUCACCAUCGGCGUAUUCGAUGCGUCCUCAAUCAUCGCACAGCUCAUGCCUCUCAUCAGCUGGGUCAUCAUCAAAGAAACGAAGAACUGGCGCAUCUGCUACUACAUAAUGAUUGCUUUCCAAACCGCCAAUCUGGCAAUGCUCUUUUUCUUCUAUCACCCGCCGUCCUUCCGAGUCAAACAAGCGGAGCACGGGAAGGCUAAGCGCCAGCUGCUUCGAGAGUUCGACUGGAUUGGCCUCUUCCUCUUCCUGGCAGGCUGCACGCUCUUUAUCGUAGGAAUUAGUUGGGGCGGCACUUUGUAUCCGUGGGUCAGUGGGACCACUCUGGCACCUAUCAUCAUUGGCCUUUUGACCUUGAUCGGCCUGGUUGUGUACGAGAACUUUACAACACUGAAAGAGCCAUUGUUCCCGCCACGUCUGUUCAGGGCGAAGCGUCACUUCACCACUCCUAUGCUAGUCAUGGCCAUAGGAGGCAUGCAAUACUAUAGCAAUGCAACACUGUGGCCCCGACUGUCACAGCUUCUCUACGCCGGCGACGAGAUCUCCAAAGGUCUUUUCGCCUCAGUCCUCCCACUCGGCACGAUCAUCGGCGGUAUCAUCGUCAGCUUCAGCAAGUACAUCGGCCACCAACGCUGGCAAGUCGUAUUUGCCGUCGCUCUCCAGACUGCCUGCGUCGGCGCCAUGUCCACGGCCACUCUCGGCAACUCCGUCCAGUCAAUCAUCCUCACGUGCAUCAUCAGCGUCUGUACGAGCGUCAACAUCCUCAACGGUAUGGUCCUCGUCGGUUUUGGCAUCGUCUACCAAGAAGACAUUGGCACCGCGGCCGGUCUCGCAGGCACCUCGCGCCUCCUGGCCGGCGCCGUCGCAACAGCCAUCUUCUCGAACGUUACAAACAACAGAUACACGACCUCGCUCCCUUCUGCUGUUCUCGCCAACGUCUCCUCGUUCAAUCUCCCCACCGCAACGCUCUCCAAGCUCAUCGUCGCUGCGAAGGCAAACACCGCCGCCGCAUACCAGGCUGUUCCGGGUAUCACGCCUGCUAUCCGCGCCGCUGCUACCCUGGGCAACAAACAGGCGUAUCUACAGGGUGCCCAUUUGAGCUACCAGGUCGCGCUUGCAUUUGGGCUGCUGGGUGUCAUUUGUGCGUUUUUCAUCCCGAGUAUUGAUCACAGGAAGUACACGGAUCGGACGGUAGCGGUGCAGCAGAGGGACCGGAAGGAGUUGGUAGAGAAGAAGAUGGCGGGGGAGGGGGCGUGA